UGCAUCGACCGUGAUGCAUUUUAAUAUUUAAACUGUGAUAUAUAAAUCACAUUUUACUAGUAAGACAGUUGAAGGGUUCAAUAAGAUGCAAAGUAACGCCAGCAGAAAUACAGAUCCGAGAAGCAGUGUCAGUUCUGGUGGUGAAAGAAAACAAGUCCGCAAAGUUCAUGCCAGAAAGAUUCCUUACAGAGUUGGAUACAGCUGGAACAAAGGUGGAAGACUCAAGGAGCUGAGAAUAAGGCACUUGGCAAGGAAGUUCCUGAAGAUAUGGAUGCAGAACACCUUUGGCCGAAUUCUUCCUCAUAAAGCCAAGUCCCACUGUAACAGCGUUGUUUUACGACGGGCCUUUGAAGGAUGGCGAGACGAGUGGUGGACAUCCAGGAGGGAGUGGAGUCUUUCAAUGCGGGCAGAGUGUCACUACAGGUAUUAUCUGUAUAACUUGGCAUUCCAUAGCUGGCGGACAUUUAUCUCGUUGCGGAGGGAAAAGAAGAGCAAAGUCCAAAAUGCUCAAUCUUUUGCUGAGAGGCAACGGAUGCGUCUGGUUUGGGAACGAUGGGUCGUUUUCACAGAAAUGAGGCGAAUGGAGAACAAGACGCUUGAAUCUGCCCUUGAGCAGAACAGACUCGCAACCCUGCAUUCAGUGUGGAGCUUGUGGCGGACUCGGCUGCAGCGGCAUCAAGACCUUCACACUUUAGAGGCUCAAGCCCUGAAACAGAGGGCGCUAACUUUACAGAGCAGGACUUGGCUUCGGUGGAAAGAAAUGCACACAGCUGCUUGUUGCCGGAAAGAUGAAGAAUCCAAAGCUGCACUUCACUUCAUCCUCAGACUGAAAAGAGACACAUUACAUCGUUGGAAAUGUUAUGUGUCUUCUCUUCAAACCAAGAAAACAUCACAAGCUAUGGCUCAGCGUGCCUGCGAUCUCCGCCUGCUGAUGACAUGUUGGAGUAAAUGGAGCAGUGCGUUGCAUCGUAAACAGAGCGAGGAGGACCGUUUGCGAGCCGCAGGGCAUUUGGCCACACGGAGCAUCCAGCGCAGAGCAAUGGAGCGCUGGAAAGCUUAUGUGUCGAUGUGCAGAGAAGAGGAUGAAAUAAACAGAAUUGCAAGACAACAUCAUCAUCAUCAUCUAGUGCGUGCCGGACUGCAGGGACUUUCUCUCAACGUCUUCAGGAACAAAACACACCGACUGAACAACAACAUGGCGGUCCAGCAUCAUCAUCAAACUAUGAUAUGUAAGUAUUGGAAGCUGUGGCAAGACCGUCUGGAGGAGGCUGAAGAUGAGAGUUUUCAACCCCUAACAAAAAUGGCGCUGACGAACCACAGCACGUCACUGUUGAGCAGCUGUUUUCACCACUGGAGAGAGAAACUUGCUGAACAGAGACACAUGCAGGAACUGGAGCACCGUGCAGACAUCUGGUUUGCCGAACGCAUGUUGCCUCUUUGUUUAGACUCGUGGGUUGAGUUUACUCUGCAGAGAAGACUCCACAAACAGAGGAGACAUCAGGCAGAAGUCUAUAACCAGCAGCGUCAGUACAUGUUGGUGUUUUACACCUGGUGGGGACAAUCGGAGAAACACAAGGAGCAGAGGCUUUCUGAGCGGAUGGCAAUUCUACACGAGGAGCGCUGCCACCUGCAGAGAGCCUGGACCCGCUGGAAGCUGCGGACAGAUCAGCAGAUCGAUGAAGAGCAGAAACAGAAAGCUUCAGAGCGUCUGUACCAGCUCAGACUUCUCCACAAGACGAUGACAAAGCUGAAGGACAACAGCACGGAGACGCGAGACAGGAGAAAUCGAGAGCAGCGGGCUUGUCAUCAGGGUGACCUGCGCUGCAUGAGGUGGGCUGUGGAAAAAUGGAAACAGUUUGUUCAGAGCCAGAGAGUAAAAAACAACAGACUGAAGCUGAUGCAACGUUACUAUGAAGUUAAACUUCUCAAACGCACGUUUGUGGCCUGGAAGAAACACCUCCUGCAGAUGGGUCAGAUCUACGGUCAUGCAGAGCAACUUUACAGGCACCAAAAACAGACCUCUCUCAGGACGGCUCUGUGUGUUUGGAGGGAGAACGCCGUGCUGCUGACGGAGGUCAGACUCAGAGAGCAACGAGCACUAAAUCACUUUCAGCAUUUCCUUCAACUUAAGGUGUUUGUUGCCUGGAGAAAAGUAACAACACGUGCAGUGUCAAAGCGCCACCAGCAGGGGGAAGCCGUCAUCAAGGCUCAGAGGUCAAUAAAUCAAGUGCGGCUGCUGCGGUCUUUCAGACAAUGGAGGGUACAGACCAGGGAGGCUCGGAGACAGAGGCUAUGCAUGGAAAAAGCCAGGAGGUGCCAUGACUCCAAACUCCUUUCCAAAGCACUAAAAGCCUGGAAUAACCAUCGCAACCAACAUCAGAAAAAUAAGGUAAUGAAACGACAGGGAAUCCUUUUGCUGAGACUAAAGAUGUACCAGACGUACUUUGACCAGUGGAAAAUAAAGCUGCAACACAGACAGAGAGAAGCUAAGCAGAUGGAGCGAGCACUCUGGCACUGGUCCCUCUCUCUUCAGGCCAAGGUGUUGUAUGGAUGGAGGCGGGAGGUGACGGAGCAGCGUAGAAAACAAGAGCAGGCGGCCAGAGCUGCAGAGGUGUACAGAGACCAGCUGCUGAGGGAGGGCGUGAAGUGCAUCCUCACAUACGCUGCUCACAUGAACGAUCUCACAACGAGCCUAACGCAGCACAGCCAAGAGCAGAGGUCACGACGUCUGAAGACGGUGGUGAAGCGCUGUGCGAUGCGGUGGAAGCAGCGGGCGCUGUGUAAACCACAGAGAGAGCAAGAGGUCAAAGGUCAACCAUCGAAGAAGAGCGUGACCUUCUGUUUGACUACACCUGGAUCGAAGAGUGUUGCAUCGUCUGACUCAGAGGAGCAGGAAGCUGAAGAUGGUGUGCUUAGCAAGCUAAGACCACUCAGCCGUGCGCCUCGACGUCAGCCACGACGCUGCGAGGAACUGUUUGAGUUUCCAAUGAAAAUAAACACCCGAAAGCAGACUGCCGUCACCGGCGCUGAAUCAGCUCCGAAACCUUCAGAGGAAGGCCAUCACACAGCGUCGUCCUGCCUCCAUCCCGUCCCUGUUGCCUCCACAUGUCAGAGCAUCAUCAUAUCUAAUGUGUCAACCUGGGAACCUCAGGAAACCCAAAACCAAGAUGUUCUUCUGCCCCCCUCUGCUUUCAUGACCACUGGGGCCGAAGAUACGUUGGUGGAGACUAUCAGCUCAGGUUUUGGGGAUGCUCCUCUUCAUCAGUUUGUCUUUAAACCACACUCGUUGGCUGAUUCAGACGUACGUCUGAGAGCAUCAAGCGGAGAAACUGUAGAAGACGCAGCAGCAGAUCCGACUUUAGCUCUGACCGGAGAGAUGCUCCGCAUUCAGCUGGACAUGAUGACAUACCAGCAGGACAGGAAGCAGCUCCGGGCAUGGCUAAAACUAAAAGAGGUGUUACAAAGUUGGCUACAGACCAGUGGAAAGGACGAACACAUGGAAAACAAUGCAGUUUGUCAAGAGUUGAAGGAGUUGGAGGAGCGCAUCGACAGACUGUCCACUGAUCUGGCAAAACGGAAACCAACAAUGCUGCUACAUGCAGAGAGGAUCCAGCGUUUGCAGUCUGCCCUUCAGGCUUCGGGAGUUUCUUUUCUGCAUCGGAAAACAGAAGAGAUGGAAAGACUUCGCUCCGUGUUUACAACAUGACAAGAGAUAAUGCCUCGCCCACAAAAGGGACUAAACCUGCUGAUUGUUUGGACUGUUGUUUAUCUACUUAGAUCACAUUUCUUAAAAUAGCUCAAAGACUGACACGAGAAUUGAAUGAGAAAACUGUUCACCAGUUACAGAUACAUGACUGAGAUUGAACAUUUACACUUGCGCUGCACUAUGAGGAGAAAACGGAUAUCUUAAAGUCCACAUGUUGCUUUUUAUUGCUGUUGAAUAUCAUGCAAACUGUUAUAAAAUUGACUGAAAACAUCCAAAAACAUUAAAGCCAAGUUCCUUACAGCAGCUUUCACUGCUACCUCUGCACGUAAAAUCUGCUGAAAAAAUUGGAUAGGGGUCGUCCUUGUGACAGAUGGUGCUAAUUAUCUUCCAUAUGUGUGCAAAUAGUCACUUUACAGUUUUCAGAGGAGCUGCCCUUGCACAAUAGGUCUUCUAUUUAUCCGUUAGCACCAGUGCCCGUAAUACUUUGUGAAAUCUAUGCAGGAGUUUCAGGGGUUUCAGACCAACAGAAAGGACAGCUGUCUUCAUAAAACAGGCUACAUAAAACAGAUUUGUCCGAAUCUGCGAUCUGCAUCAGGGCAGAAUGCGAGGACUUUAUGCCAUUUUAGUCUUUUUCAUCUUUGUCUGCUGCAUCAGAGGUUAGUUAUGUUACUGAACAACUUUAUUUACUUUCAUUGUUAAGUUAGUUUAUGUUUAUAUUCAGUGUCAUUGUGUUGUUGAGUGUUCAAAGUCUUUUUUUAUGCUUUUGUAAAUGUUGGCUUUUGGUUGUUGUUGGCAAGAUUGCUGCCGUCUUUCUGGAGUUUUAUGUGGACGUUAUUAAAACUGAUUUAA
This is a messenger RNA of Cottoperca gobio, 4555 nucleotides long. RefSeq names its product SFI1 centrin binding protein (gene sfi1). Lineage: Eukaryota; Metazoa; Chordata; Actinopteri; Perciformes; Bovichtidae. The record is from RefSeq and is a predicted model, not a curated record. Gene Ontology annotation, molecular function: phosphatase binding.